This is a messenger RNA of Anguilla rostrata (American eel), 2587 nucleotides long. RefSeq names its product mitochondrial translational initiation factor 2 (gene mtif2). The coding region runs from base 169 to 2379 and encodes 736 amino acids. The record is from RefSeq and is a predicted model, not a curated record. Gene Ontology annotation, cellular component: cytoplasm. Gene Ontology annotation, biological process: translational initiation. The transcript is spliced from 14 exons. Gene Ontology annotation, molecular function: GTP binding; translation initiation factor activity; GTPase activity. Lineage: Eukaryota; Metazoa; Chordata; Actinopteri; Anguilliformes; Anguillidae.
AGUGCAUUAUGGGAAGUGAUGUCAUGGCGGCGCCCAUGUGUACAGGCAGAAUGACAUCUGAGCAUGAAUGCUGAGGGUGAUCUGUACAUUUAAAAUGUGUUUUUAUGCCACGCUUUUCGGUGGCAAUGAAGUCAUACAUUGGUGAUCGAAAUAGGUAGAAUAUCCGUGAUGAUUACCGUCAGAGCGCUGCACCGGGUGAUGCGAGUCCUGCGCUCUCGUACGACGGUCGGCCUGGCGCGCGCGCCGUGCUGCGAUAUGAUGCACCUGGCCCAAUGUAGAACACUGGCGACACAAUGCGUCAGCAUUCUCCCUCUGUCAUACCCUAACUGGACCUGGACCCCUCCACACACCCGGCAUCACACCCGGCUCCUGGCCACCAAGCAUGGCAAGAGCCCAGGAAAACCCCAGGGAAAGAAGGAAGCUGGAAAAACUCCAAAAAAGCCAAAACAGAAGCAGGAGAAACAGGAAGUGGAGAUUAAGCGGCGCAUGACGGUGUCUGAGCUGGCUCAAGCCAUGAAGAAAGAUGUCGAUCACGUGUACGAGGCUCUGCUCAACACCGCUAUGGACCUGGACUCCCUGGAGCCCGACUCGCUGCUGACGGAGGAGUGGAUCAAAGAGACCGUGAAGAAGUCUGGGAUGAAGUACAAGUGGGCCAAACUGAGCGAGAGCAAAGUGAGGGAGGACAAGGACGUGGAGAGACAACCUCCUCCAGACCCAGCAGUGCUGGUGUCUCGCCCCCCUGUGGUGACCAUCAUGGGUCAUGUGGACCAUGGUAAGACCACCCUGCUGGACAGCCUGAGGAAGACCCAGGUGGCAGCCUCCGAGGCCGGGGGGAUCACCCAGCACAUCGGGGCCUUCCUGGUUCAGCUGCCCUCAGGUGAGAAGAUCACCUUUCUGGACACGCCGGGGCAUGCGGCCUUCUCCGCCAUGCGGGCCCGAGGUGCCCUGGUCACCGACAUCGUCAUUCUGGUGGUUGCCGCGGACGACGGAGUGAUGAAGCAGACUGUAGAGUCCAUACAGCACGCCCAGAAGGCCAAGGUGCCCAUCAUCGUAGCGGUGAAUAAGUGUGAUAAGUUUGAGGCGGACCCAGCGCGGGUGAAGCGGGAGUUGCUGGUGCACGGUGUGGUGUGUGAGGAGCUGGGAGGCGACGUGCAGGCCGUGCACGUGUCUGCGCUGAAGGGGGAGAACCUUCUGGAACUGGCGGAGGCCACAGCGGCCCUGGCGGAGCUUCUGGAGCUGAAGGGCGAUCCCAAAGGGCUGGUGGAGGGAACCGUCAUUGAGAGCCACACCAACAAGGGCAAAGGCCCCAUUACUUCGGCGAUAAUCCAGCGUGGGACCCUGAAGAGGGGCUGUGUUCUGGUGGCGGGGAAGGCCUGGGCCAAAGUGCGCUUCCUAUUUGACGAGAACGGGCUGGCGAUGAAUGAGGCGGGGCCCAGCGUCGUCGUGGAAAUUGCAGGAUGGAAGGAGCUGCCCUCUGCAGGGGACGAGAUCCUGGAGGUGGAGUCUGAGCAAAGGGCCCGGGAGGUGGUGGAGUGGCGGGAGUACGUGGAGGAGCAGGAGAAGGAGAAGCAGGACCAGCAGGUCAUCCAGGCCAAACAGCAGGAGCACCUGGAGAGCUACAGGAAGGACAGGGAGGCGCUGGCCCACCUGACCUGGUACCAGAGGAGGCGCAUUCGUUACAAAACCGAAAAACACCUCAUGGCCAUGAGGCCCAGUGAGAAAGCCGAGAGAGAGGAGCUCACCCUGCCGCUCAUUAUCAAAGGCGACAUGGACGGUUCAUUGGAGGCCAUCUUGGACAUCCUGGAGACUUAUGACGCGGAUGAGCAGUGCCAGUUGGACGUUGUGCAUUUCGGAGUCGGGGACAUCUCUGAGAACGACCUCAACCUGGCUGAGACCUUCUCCGGCACAGUUUACGGCUUCAACGUGAAGGCGAGCAGGCCCAUCCUGCAGAGUGCGGGGAAGAGAGGCAUCCCCGUCAAACUGCACAACGUCAUCUACAAGCUCUUCAACGACCUGAAGGACGAGUUGAGCAGCAGACUGCCGCCCACACUGGAGGAGAACGUGAUUGGGGAGGCAUCCGUGCUCGCCACAUUCGAGGUGACGGAGGGGAAGAAGAAGGUGGGGGUCGCUGGCUGCAGGGUGCAGAGGGGGCUGCUUGACCGGAGGAUGAAGUUUCGCCUCAUUCGCGGCCGAGACGUCCUGUGGGAAGGCUCCCUGACGACGCUGAAGCACCACAAGGACGCGGUGACGACGGUGAAGACGGGCAUGGAGUGCGGGCUCUCCCUGGACCAGGACGUGGCCUUCAGGCCCGGAGACGAGGUCGUCUGCUACGAGGAGACGGAGAAGCAGCAGACGAUCCCCUGGGACCCUGGGUUCUAAGGACUGCGGUGGGCGUGGCACUCACAGACUGAACAUUUCCCCCCUCAAAUACGCUUACGCACCAGACAGAUCUGAAGAGAUUCAACAGAAGAUGGUGUAAAAUACCACUAUGUCCAUAUUUUUUUGUUGUGAAUUGCGUCACUGAAUCUGCAGCAAAGUGAUGAAAAUUGUAAAUAAUGUGCUCAGGUAAUAAAUUAAAAUGACACAA